AUGGCUUCAAGUUUACUGCCCACCGAUGUGUCGGAAUACCAAGCAUUGGAAAAGAAGCUUGUGCGAAAGAUUGAUUGGAGGCUCAUGCCAGUCCUGGUGGUGAUGAUCGUUCUCAACUAUCUUGACCGUCAAGCACUCCCCAACGCUCGUGUGCAGGGCAUCGAAGAUGACCUCGGCCUUGCAGGGGACGACUAUAAUGUGGCUAUAUCGGUCUUGUUUGCCGGAUACAUUGCCUUGCAGAUUCCAUCCAACAUGAUUCUCACUCGAGUACGGCCAAGCAUAUACCUGCCUCUUUGUAUGGCUCUAUGGGGAGCCGUAUCUGCAUGUACUGCUGCAGUGACAAGUUUCCAUGGCCUAGUAGCUUGCCGUUUCUUUCUCGGCUUUCUCGAAGCUCCCUUCUUUCCUGGUGCGCUUUUCUUGUUGUCGUCGUGGUACACGCCCAAAGAGCUUGCUACACGGACGGCAGUUCUCUACACGGGCAGUCUCUUGUCCAGCGCCUUUGGCGGCCUGGUGGGCGCCGGCGUACAAUACGGGCUCGACGGCGCCCACGGACUACACGCCUGGCAGUGGCUGUUCAUCAUUGAGGGCUCGGCGACCGUCUUCCUCUCGCUGUGCUCCGUGUUCCUGCUGCCCGACUUCCCGGGCACGACGCGGUGGCUGUCGGAGCAGGAAAAGGCCAUUGCCAAGGACCGGCUCCACCGGCACAGCGGCAGCCAAGACGAGGAGCGCGGGCCCGUCCUCCGCGGCGUCCGGCUCGCCCUCGCCGACUACAAGGUGUGGCUGCUGGCCGCCGUGGUCAUCACCAAGACGACGGCCGCGGCGGUCACGUCGUUUGUCCCGACCCUGGUGGCCACUUUUGAAUUCUCCAGCGUGCAGUCGCUGCUCAUGACGGCGCCGCCGUACGUGUUUGCCGCCAUUGUCGCCAUGGCCGUCAGUAUCUCGAGCGACCGCCGCGCCGAGCGGUACGGCCACCUCGUCGUGCCCCUUGCGGUCGGCAUGGUGGGCUAUAUUGUUGCGGCGUCCACGACGACGCUGGCGCCGCGGUACUUUUCCCUAUUCUUGAUGCUCGGGGGAGUUUACGGCAGCUUCAAUGUCACGUACGCCUGGAUAUCGUCGACGAUCCCGCGUCCACUCGAGAAGCGCGCGGCGGCAUUCGCUUUUGCCAACAUGGUAGGCAAUUUUGCGCAAAUCUACUCGCCGUACAUGUACAACUCGUCCACGGGGCCGCGCUACCUCCCGGCCAUGACAGCCAACACCGUCUUUGUGUUUGCCUCCAUCUGUUGUGCCACCGUCUUGCGAUUCUGUCUGGUGCGCGAGAAUCGCAAGCUCGACGCUCUUGAGAACGUUCAGGAGGACGACGGUGGUAGUCCCGAGAAGGGCGAGCUGGAAAAACGCGACGAAAUUGUCCAGGAGAGCCGAGUCGGUCCCCUUGCGCUGAGUCCUGGCUUCCGAUAUACUCUUUGA
This is a messenger RNA of Pestalotiopsis fici W106-1, 1464 nucleotides long. RefSeq lists its product as uncharacterized. The coding region runs from base 1 to 1464 and encodes 487 amino acids. The transcript has 5 exons. The record is from RefSeq and is a predicted model, not a curated record. NCBI's taxonomy places the organism in Eukaryota, Fungi, Ascomycota, Sordariomycetes, Amphisphaeriales, Sporocadaceae. Gene Ontology annotation, cellular component: membrane. Gene Ontology annotation, molecular function: transmembrane transporter activity. Gene Ontology annotation, biological process: transmembrane transport.